Messenger RNA from Micromonas commoda, 741 nucleotides. RefSeq lists its product with no specific name. Bases 1 to 741 code for a protein of 246 amino acids. The record is from RefSeq and is a predicted model, not a curated record. Gene Ontology annotation, biological process: tRNA modification. NCBI's taxonomy places the organism in Eukaryota, Viridiplantae, Chlorophyta, Mamiellophyceae, Mamiellales, Mamiellaceae. Gene Ontology annotation, molecular function: RNA binding. The transcript has a single exon.
AUGUCCUCCAAAACGUUCAAGAUCGCCAUGCCUGAGGGCCUCGAUACGCACGAUACUUCUCCUCCGCCCCUCCCGAGCUGGCUGAAGGGCUUUUGCGUCACGUCCAAAGCGCCCAGCGACGUGAGAAGGGCCGGCUUGGAAGUGUGCAACCUUCUCGCCGACGGGUUCUUCAAGCUCUCCUACGACGACGUCUCCGUGCCCAGAUCCAUGGUCAAGCCCGGCGAGACGGAGGUGCCGUACGACACCGCCGAGGCAAUUCUCGUCCCCGGCUCACCCGGAACGAUCUUCGUCGCGCUGCGCCCCGAUAACACCACAGUAGACCCUGUGCUUCUGGCUCGCGCUCUUAUCGAAGAGGCUGACCACGUUGGAGCCGAGGGCUGGACGAAGACUGCGCACACACAGCGUAUCAUCCCGGUUGAGAGCAUCGCCCCGGAGAUGGACUACCUCCAGCUCGCGAAGCAGAUCAUCUCGCAGCGCUUUCCCGAGAUCCAACCCCAGCAGGAGCCGAAGAAAAGCUUUGCCGUGCGGUACGAGGAGCAUAGUCCCGCAGUCCACCUGAACUCUGCCGAAGUGCAAAAAGCCGUCGCCGACCUGGUCCCGGACUCGUACACGGUAAACCUCGAGAACCCGGAUCUCACCAUACUCAUGGUCGUCGCGGGUGGUUCCGUGAUGAUGUCAGUCGUCGAGGGAUACGAGAAAUUGCACCGCUUCCACAUCCACUCUGCGUCGUACGUUGCUUGA